UAUUAGCUAAAUAAUAUAGAAAAAUGGCUCUAUUAAGAAUUAUAGGAUUUGAACAUUUAAAACGAGUAUUUGAAAAGUUAAAAUCCAAAUGGGAAGAUCUUGAGAAGAUUCCAGAAUGGCUCGUCCCAAGGGAAGACUGGGGUGCAAAACCACCAAAAAUCUAUGAAAAUAGUAUAAUGGACGACGUGUUAAACUACCCAGUUUCCUACGUAGUCAUUCACGAUACGUCAAACUAUGAGAAUCCUGGAAGGGACUCUGAGAAAAUCAAAGCGAUUCUGAGAGAAAUGCAGGAAGACCACAUGACUGAAGACUACUUAGACUGCGACGAUAUUAUGUACAAUUUCAUAGUUGGUGGGGAUGGAAAGGUCUAUGAAGGUAGAGGAUGGACCAUGGCUGGGGAACACACUCAACUGCGCAAUCUUGACAGUAUCGGAGUAGCCCUCAUAGGAGACCAUAGGGGUAAGCCUCCAAUAGGUGAUUUGCUCCUAGCCACACGGAAACUUAUAGAAGAAGGAAUGAAGAAGCGCUAUCUGAAAGCAGACGUGAAGGUCGUCAACCAUUCUAAGCUGGUCAGAGGUGCAAGAUGCCCCACCAAGCAUCUUCACCAAGCAGUGGAGAGGGGGGUGCUUCAGCCGGACCCCGAGGAGGGGGAAUGGGCGUGGCUCUGGACAGCUAAGAGGUGGCUGAACCUACUACCACAGAGGGCUAUGGAUCACAUCAGGGGGCAGAUAGACUUUUGGAUUGAUGAGUGGAAGACGUGCAGCACUCGUCAGUUCUUUAACUUUUACUGGAACAAUUAA
Messenger RNA from Macrosteles quadrilineatus (aster leafhopper), 800 nucleotides. RefSeq names its product peptidoglycan-recognition protein SB2-like. The coding region runs from base 24 to 800 and encodes 258 amino acids. Gene Ontology annotation, molecular function: N-acetylmuramoyl-L-alanine amidase activity; zinc ion binding. Gene Ontology annotation, biological process: peptidoglycan catabolic process. The record is from RefSeq and is a predicted model, not a curated record. The transcript has 4 exons. NCBI's taxonomy places the organism in Eukaryota, Metazoa, Arthropoda, Insecta, Hemiptera, Cicadellidae.